AUGGCACACCAGCAGCUGACUGUUGAUUUCCUGUAUGAGGUGGUUGUACCCAUCAUCUUGGCAGUCGAUGUUGCUAAGCGAAGGGAAGAAGGGGACGACGUUGCGGUCAAGUCCAGCGCAAGUUUUGGGUGGACUUGGCUUCUACGUCAGCCACAGCACGGCUUCUGCGACACCCUGCUGCAGGAGCUUGUCCAGAGAGGACAGGACUCCCAGAACUUCCAGGGUUCCAGAACUUCCUGCGGGCGAGCCGUCAAAUUCUGGGUUGCAGAAUUUAAGAGGGGUCGGGUGAACCUGGAAGAUGAGCCACGCCCUGGCAGGCCUGUAGAGGUGACCAAUGACCAAACCAGUGAAGCUGUGAGACAACUGGUUGUCAAAAACAGGCGAAUGAAGGUGCCAGAAAUGGCCAAGGCCUUGGACAUUUCAGAGGGAAGUGUCCAUACCAUUUUGCAUGAUCGUCUGGGUAUGAGGAAGCUGUCUGCCCGAUGGGUCCCGAAAUGUCUGAGUGAUGAUCAGAAGGCUACUAUUACUGGAAAGUACUACUCCGAUCUCCUGGACCGUUUGCGGACUGCUAUUCUUGCCAAACGUCGUGGAAACAUCACAAAAGGUGUGCUGCUCCAACAUGAUAAUGCCAGAGUGCACACCUGUCGACUUGCGGUUGCCGCAGUGAAGCGGAACGGGUUCAAAGUAUUGCCUCAUCCACCUUACUCACCAGACCUGGCACCAAGCGACUACUUUCUCUUCCCAAACUUUAAGAAAGAACUGCGUGGACGUCAUUUCCGUUCCGAUGAUGAACUCACGACAGCAGUGGAGGGGUGGUUACACGAACAACCCCAUGGUUUCUAUCACAACGGGCUUUUAGCUCUCACACAUCGCUGGACAAAGUGCAUAGACCUCAAUGGUGAUUAUGUGGAAAAAGAAGAAGUGAGGAGCAGUAGCAAAUAG
This is a messenger RNA of Haliotis rufescens (red abalone), 942 nucleotides long. Its product is annotated as histone-lysine N-methyltransferase SETMAR-like. Bases 1 to 942 code for a protein of 313 amino acids. The transcript is spliced from 3 exons. The record is from RefSeq and is a predicted model, not a curated record. NCBI's taxonomy places the organism in Eukaryota, Metazoa, Mollusca, Gastropoda, Lepetellida, Haliotidae. Gene Ontology annotation, molecular function: nucleic acid binding.